AUGAGCCUAAUCAUGUUUUUUAAUUAUCUAUCUAUGAAGAAAAUACUGUUUUAUAUCUAUCUAUCUAUUAUCUCCGGCCGAAUCUAUUUUUUACAUAUCACAAACUAUCUAUCUGGGACCCUAAAAUGUUUUCUUAUAUCUAUCUAUCUAAUCCUAAAAUCUCUAUCUAUCUAUUUAUCUAUAUAUCCUAUCUAUCUAUCUAAUUCUGUUUUGCAGAUCUAUCUAUCAUCUAUCUAUCUAUCUAUCUAUCUAUCUAUCUAUUUAAUCCUUUUUUUGUUAUCUAUCUAUCUAUCUUUCUAUCUAUCUUUCAUCUAUCUAUCUAUCACGCACAACUCGUUUUCAAUCAUUCUAUCUAGCCGAAUCAUGUUUUCAUAUCUAUCUAUCUAUCUAUCUAUCUAUCUAUCUAUCUAUCUAUCUAUCUAUCUAUCUAAUCAUGUUUUCAUAUCUAUCUAUCUAAUCCUGUUUUCAUAUCUAUCUAUCUAUCUAUCUAUGAAUCUAAUCCUGUUUUCAUAUCUAUCUAUCUAUCUAUCUAUCUAUCUAUCUAUCUAUCUAUCUAAUUCUGUUUUCAUAUCUAUCUAUCUAUCUAUCUAUCUAUCUAUCUAUCUAUCUAUCUAUCUAUGA
Acanthosepion pharaonis is the source of this 621-nucleotide messenger RNA. Lineage: Eukaryota; Metazoa; Mollusca; Cephalopoda; Sepiida; Sepiidae. The record is from the annotation of a GenBank genome assembly.